UAUAACAUUUUACUUCCUUCCACACAGGCUGACACGAACAAACGAGAAAGAAGACGUCGUGAAGUUUUAAAUGUUACCGCUAAUAUUCGUAUUUUGAGCUUAGUGUUUAGUUAUUUUCUAUUGUAAAAUUCACGGUAUGUGGCGAAUGGUGUCGGAGGACUGAAGAAUCGCUAAAAAACAUAGUCCGUAACGGGUAGGCCUCCGAAGAAAGUUUGGUCGUGGGCCUGUAAACAACAUGUCCUCCGCCUCGCAGUCUUCCUCGAGACGGCAAUGGUGCUACCUCUGCGACCUGCCCAAGAUGCCUUGGGCCAUGCUGUGGGAGUUCAGCGAAGCUGUGUGCCGGGGUUGUGUCAACUACGAUGGUGCAGACCGAAUAGAGCUCCUCAUUGAAACUGCUAGGCAGCUGAAGAGCACCCACGGUGUUUUAGACGGCAGGUCCCCCGGUCCACAGCAGAGCAAACCCAGCUCGGCCGGGCCCCUUGAAGCGGGGCGGCAGCACGGAGAGCGUGUAGACAGGGGGAGGGGUGAGUAUGGGGCUUCUUCUCGCCUCCCCAAUGGCCUGCACAGAGCUGAAGAUGUGGCUUUGUCAGAGGGCAGCCGACAGAGUCCAAACACUCGUCGGGCAAUGGCCGGGGCAGUUUCUAGUCUUCAUGGCACCAUACCCCACGCGUUGUUAGCUCAGGGGUUAGUAGCAGCACCCCAUGGGAUUUUAGCUCCAUUAUCAGGCACCAGAGCUGGGGCCACACCUAUUGCUGUUUCAGCUGGCCCCAUAAUAAGUGAUACUGGAAGAAGACAGGCUGUGUCCCUGGGUGUGGGAACAAGCACCUCUGCUCUGGUGGGUAUAGAUCCCGCUGUGUGGAGGAACAAUGAAGUGAUGGCUGAACUGAAUGAGGUGGCUCGUAGCAGGGUGGAAGGCUGGCCCAACCGUCCCAAAGCAGUUCGGGAUGUGCUGGUAGCUCUGAGCAGCUGUGUCCCUUUUAAUGUACGCUUCAGGAAAGACCAUAAUCUGAUGGGGCGUGUUCUGGCCUUUGAUGCCAGCACUACUCCAGAGUUUGAGCUAAAGGUAUUUGUGGAGUAUCCUUCUGGCUCUGGAAUGAUCUUCUCAGGAGUUCCAGACCUGGUCAGGCAGAUGUUCCGUGACUCUGCCAAAGAUGCUGGUAAAGCAGUGAACUCUGGGCUGCGUUAUGUGGAAUAUGAGAAGCGGCAAGGCACUGGAGACUGGCGUGGGUUGUCUGAGCUGUUGAAUGAUGGUGUGCGUAUGUUUAAAGAGCCUCCAAUUCCAGAGGUUCUGCCACAACCAGAUGCAGUGUUGCCUUUGACAGUUGCUGGACGCCCCGGACCAGCCAAGGGCACAACCAGGCGCCGUAAGGCUUCUCCAGGCUCUGAGAAUGGAGAGAGUGAGGGAAGGCCUGAACAUUCUGUGAGAGAGCCGUGGCCCCGGAGCACUUACUCAGGCAUGGAACCUAUUCCUGGAAUGGCUGUUCCUCAAGAGGGCCCACCCCGUCUACACAACCAGCCUUCACCCAUCUCAGCACUCAUGGGGGUGACAGAUGGUCUGAGCUCCAGCCAGAUAGCCAGAGAUAGCCCCAGUAUGUCCACAGCCCACUCCUCUUCAGCUGGGCGCCCCACAAGCAGCAGUCCCUCCACUCCCUCCACCUCAGUCUCUCAGGCAGCCAUAGGUCAGGGUCUGAGCACUGGGGGGCAAAGCAGCAACACAAAUGCUGGCGAGUCUACAAGCAGCACCCCAGGCACUCUGCUCUGCUGCACCCUCUGCAGAGAGCGCCUGGAAGACACACACUUUGUCCAGUGUCCCUCAGUCCCACACCACAAGUUCUGCUUCCCCUGCACCCGAGGGUUCAUCCGUAGCCAAGGUCAAGGAGGAGAGGUGUACUGCCCCAGCGGAGAGCGCUGCCCCCUGGCUGGAUCCACUGUGCCUUGGGCCUUCAUGCAGGGUGAAAUUUCAACUAUCCUGGCUGGAGAAGGAGAUGUGACAGUAAAGAAGGAGAGUGACCCUUGACCCUCCAUCCUGUUUGUGAAUGUCAGAGGAUUUAAAAACAGUGAAAGCACUUACCUAUAAUCUCAAGCAGAAGUCCACUUUGGCUGUAGUUCAUCACGUGUGCCUCCGAGAGCAAACUUCGUGCUGAAGCCCAGGAGGACCACUACACACAGACCGCAGUAACUACAGACACAAGACUCACUCACAAUAAGAGGGAGACAUCUGCAUGUUGGGGCUGGGCUCAGCCACUGGAUCAAGACCGAAUCAAGUCCCGACCAAAUACCCCCCCCCCCCCCCCCCCUUUUUUUUUUUUUGCUUUCUUUUUUAUUUUUUGUUAAACUUAUUUAUUUUUUUUUCCUAGUCUGGCAAAAGCCUCAUUUCAAAAAGCCCAAUAUUGAAAGCACACACUAUUUUUUUUUUGUUCUCCUAACAAUGACAAUCUGAUCUGUUUUUGUUGUUGCAUCCUGUCCUACACAGGAUACUGUUAGAUUGUUUAACAGAAUGAUGCAAUUCUUUGAAAAAUGAAUGUUGAAAAAUGUUAAACCAUUGGGUCCUUAAAGCCAAGGAGAAAAAAUGUAAACCCACAGUACAUCACUUACGUAUUCUUUAUAUUGUGUCAAAAAUGUGAAUUUUCUUUCAAUAUGGCUAUGUAAUUUCUAUUUUUGAUACAACACAAAUUUCUAUGUAUUUGUUUAUAGUGAUAAGAAGACCAAAGAUGGCUUCAUGCUCAAUGUAAAUUUAUUGUAGCUGUGUAUGCUGUAUUCACUGAUAACCUUGGCAUCAGUCACUAAUUAGUUCAUCUAUCACACAAGUAAGCUUGUUUUGUCUAUUUACUUUUUGAAUUCUAUGUAUGGUAAAAUAAUUAGCAUCACAAUCUUUAAUGGUUAACCCACAUACCCAUGUGAUCUUAACAGGUCAAUUCUACAAUAAAUAACAUAGUUAUUA
Archocentrus centrarchus (flier cichlid) is the source of this 2941-nucleotide messenger RNA. Its product is annotated as interferon regulatory factor 2-binding protein 1-like. The record is from RefSeq and is a predicted model, not a curated record. Bases 236 to 2017 code for a protein of 593 amino acids. NCBI's taxonomy places the organism in Eukaryota, Metazoa, Chordata, Actinopteri, Cichliformes, Cichlidae. Gene Ontology annotation, cellular component: nucleus. Gene Ontology annotation, biological process: regulation of transcription by RNA polymerase II. Gene Ontology annotation, molecular function: transcription corepressor activity. The transcript is spliced from 2 exons.